Molecule: messenger RNA, 1569 nt
Organism: Amphiprion ocellaris (clown anemonefish)
Lineage: Eukaryota; Metazoa; Chordata; Actinopteri; Pomacentridae
Gene: ecrg4a
Product: ECRG4 augurin precursor a
Exons: 4
Coding region: 72-554 (160 amino acids)
Biological process (GO): G1 to G0 transition; regulation of cell population proliferation; central nervous system development
Source: RefSeq, a predicted model, not a curated record
CGCCACAGGCCAGUUUCCACUUGGAAAGUCUGGGUUGCCGCCCACUCUUCCCUCUGGUUGUGAAGCAGUUUAUGCACAGUUGUUGCCUUACAGGAGCUUUGGAAAGACUGAGUGUCUACAAGAUGGCAUCCCAGCAGCUCUCUCUGAGGUUCAUGGGGCUAAUGCUGAUGCUGUUAGCUCUUAGCGACGCAUCCAAUGACAGCAGCUUACACAAGAUCUUCAGGAAAAGAGACGUGGCAGGAGCUAGUACUGCCCCAUCAAAGUUCUCUGUUGCAGUCCCUUCAUCCAAGGCUCAGGAGUUCCUGGCAAAGCUGAGCAGAACCAAGAGGAACAUCUGGGAUCGCAGCAGACCAGAUGUGCAGCAGUGGAUCCAGCAGUUUAUGUACAUGGGCUUUGAUGAGCAGAGGCUGGAGGCCGACCUGUCGUACUGGAUGGACCAGGCACGCUCCAGUGACCAAGGACGUCAGCACCACUACGAUGAAAACGCCCCCAUCGGCCCCCGUGACCCUUCUGCUUACAGACACGGAGCGAAUGUCAACUACGACUACUAUUAACUCCAGUCACACGCACCUGCUCACUUCCAGCAUCUUCAGAGGACAUUACAUGGAGUUAGAUGUAUUUUCUGGUGCUUAGCCUCACCCUCACCCCCCCAACCUGAACCUUACACCCGAACCUCAAACCGAGACUUCAUCCUCGAAAUUUAAUCAUUUGUGCUCUGGGUGCUUGAUUUUUGGAGGACAAGUGUGUAUAAACACACACAUCCCUGCUUCUUUGUCUCAGUUAGUGCCCUGCUUCCUCCUUUGUGUCCUUUCCUCCUGCUUUUUGUCUUCAUUUUCUACACCUAUAACUCUAACCCACUUCCAACUUGUUCUUGGGCAUAACACAGAAAGUGUGUUUUUGCUCUCACUUAACCCUCCUGUUGUCCUCAUUUACAGGCACAAAAAAAAUACAGUUUCCUUGUCUGAAAUUUUUUUUAAAAAUUCGGCAAAAAAAUUCCCCAAAUUUCUGAAAAUUUCCAAAACCUUCAGCAAGAAAAUUCCAUUAAUUCCUUAAAAGUUUAACUUAAAAAUUUUAUUUAAAAAAACACCCCAACUUUGGCAAGAAAAUUCUUGUAACUAUUUUCAAAAAAUGAGUAAAAAUCUUCCAAAAAAAAUCCUAUGAAUAUAUAGUGAUUCUAUAUAGAUCAGUAAAACUUCUAAUAUUUUCUUUAACAACAAUCACAUAAAAAUCAACCAAAAUCCAGCAAAAUUCGCUGGAUUUUGGUUGAUUUUUAUGUGAAUGUUCUUAAGAAACAUUUUUUAAACAUUUUUUUUUCCACCAAAAAAUUUUCAGAAAUUUCCCAAAAAUAUUGAAAAUGUGGACAUCAGAAGUUUCACUGUGAAAAUAUUUUUUUUCCCCACAUUUUCAAACUUUAAAACUGGUCAAAUUUGACCCGCAGGACGACAGGAGGAUUAACAUCAACCUGCUUGAAAUCGAACGCUUUGAGGCAGCUGAUUUGUACCAAAAACUGUUCAGAUCUGACAUUGUGGCUCCAUCUUUGGUUGUAAAUAAAGAUGCAGCUCCAUCCUC